Metopolophium dirhodum (rose-grain aphid) is the source of this 1852-nucleotide messenger RNA. RefSeq lists its product as uncharacterized. Gene Ontology annotation, cellular component: transcription regulator complex; nucleus. The coding region runs from base 321 to 1250 and encodes 309 amino acids. The record is from RefSeq and is a predicted model, not a curated record. The transcript is spliced from 3 exons. Gene Ontology annotation, molecular function: DNA binding. NCBI's taxonomy places the organism in Eukaryota, Metazoa, Arthropoda, Insecta, Hemiptera, Aphididae. Gene Ontology annotation, biological process: regulation of transcription by RNA polymerase II.
GUGCCGGAUCACACUAUGCGUUUUGUCGGCUGCCGAUAAUACGCAACCGAUCGGUAGACGACCGCAACAUCUAUAAUAAACAUACAAACCGCGCUAUCGGGCCAGACUAACCGAUUCGGCGAACCGAUUUAAUACCGUCGGGAACCAGCCGCAACAUGUUGCGGUUGACUUUACCGAUGCGUUUCCGAAAUUACCCCACAACACAUUAUUUUGUAUAGAGCCGACCACACCUACGGAGUAUCGGUUGCGGUUGAUAGAGCUUUUUAUUUAAACUUAUUUAAAUUAUAAAAUAUUUAGUUUUUUUUAUAUAAAUUAUAAAUAUGUAUUCGACGGAGAAAUUAAUUUCGGAAGUCCAGAACUAUCCUUGUCUAUGGGACAUGAGUUCCAAAGAAUAUAGUGAUAAGGACUUGAAAAGUGCAUGUUGGAUGAAGGUAGCGGAGGCUGUUUAUUCUACAAAUUGGAAUAAUUUUUUAACCGAACAAAAAGAAGAAAAAGUUAAUGAAUUAAAGAAUAAAAAAUGGAGACAUAUUCGUGAUGCUUACAAUAAAUAUUUGUCUGAAGAAAAAAAUGUAAGAAGUGGAUCAGAGGGAAUGAAAAGAAAACCAUAUGCUUACGCUGAAACUUUGUCUUUUUUAAAUGUCACAGUUAAAAAAAGAAAAACAACUGGUAAUUUUGAAGCAGUAGAAGAUGAUGCAAGACAUAGUGCGGACGAUACAGUCGAUAUGGAUGAUAAUGAUAUUUCUGAAGUAUCUGAGGUACAGCGUAAUGAUUCACAUUAUUUCCAAACUUUUAAACAUAAAAAAACCAAAGUAACACCAUUUCAAAGUAGUUUGAUCGAACAUUUAAAAAAAAAUAAUGAAAAAGAUUCGGAUCCAGAUAGAAAUUUAGUAUUGUCAUUUCUUCCAUUUUUGAAAAAACUAAAUAAUGAUCAAAAAUUAGAUUUUCAAAUUCAUGCUCUCAAAUAUUUGAAAGAAUUAACUCAACCAAAAACUACACCCAGUCAUCCAAUUGGCGGUCCAUACCCUACACCUACAUAUUACCCUGUGACUCAAAACAUACCUUCUAGUAUGCAAUAUCCAUACUCAUAUCAGUCAUAUCCAUACGCAUCUCAAUCGCAAUCAUCGUUGGCACAUAAUGAAAUGCCUAUAAAUCAUCAUAACUCCCAAUACUCUAAUACAGAACACGCUAGUAUUCAAGGCCAACAAUAUACACCAAGCUCGCAACUUUCACCACCUGACAAUAAUUCAUAAGCAUAAUAUAUUAUAUUUAGAAUAAACAUUGAUAUACAUUUUUAGAAUAUUAUAUUCCACUUUGUAUUCAAUAACUUUUAAUAACUAUUUUUUCACUAGAAUUAUAUUUCAUUUAUCAACCAAGUAGGUACUAUGUAUUUUAUUUUCAUUAUUAGUUUAUAUUAUAUAAUUUACGUAAAAAUUUAAAGAAGAAGAAGAACUCAUGAGGUAAUGGUUCUGUUUUAAUAUUAUAUUCAUAUUUUAAAUAUAAAAUUAUUAUAAUUUUGUACAAUCCAAUGUUAUUAAUUAUUAUAAAAUUGAACUAGUAUUUAAGUAUUAAAUAUUAUUUAACUAGGUGUAUAAAGGUACUUUUAAUCGACCUGUAAUGAUGCAUGAUUUAUAUUUUAAAAAAAGUAAUAAAACAUUUCAUGAAUGAAAAAAGUCAAUAUUUUUAUGUCCUUUAUUUUGUUUAUAAUAAUUAUAUUAUUGUCCUUUUAUUAAACUCUCUUGUAAAACAUACCUUAAUGUCACCGUCAAUCUUUCUUCAGCACUUAUUGGAUAUCGUAGAUGGGUGAUCUCUUUUGUAAUUUUUGGCCUCACUUUUUCUAGUAGUUCUUCAAAUG